This is a messenger RNA of Durusdinium trenchii, 444 nucleotides long. The record is from the annotation of a GenBank genome assembly. Lineage: Eukaryota; Dinophyceae; Suessiales; Symbiodiniaceae.
AUGCCACGACCGCGCAGCCUGUCAGCGGUCAUCUUCCUGGACAAGAAUGCAGAGUACAACGGUGCCUUGAUGGUCAUCCCAGGCUCUCACCGCAGCUACUUGCGCUGCCCGGGCCGACAAACGGCUGCCAACUGGGAGAAGUCCUUGCAGUCCCAGGUCUACGGAACCCCAUCGGAGGAACACAUCCGAGCUCUGGCAGAAUCCUUGGGCAUCAAGCAUUGCACCGGACAUCCCGGGGACGUGGCCUGGCAUCCCGGGGACGUUCUCCUCUUCGAUUCCAAUUUGCUCCACGCAUCGAGCGGCAAUCGCUCGCCUUUUCCGCGGCGGAACCUGUUCGUCGCCUUCAAUGCGUGGAGCAAUCGCCUACAAGCACCCUUUUAUUCAGAGGAGCAGCGCCCUGAGCAUGUCGCGCACCGGGAACGAGUUCAGCGCUUCCAGCGCUGA